GACACAAAGUGCACGAAUCUUUAUUCAAAUUCCACCGCCAGGAAGAUAGGAAAACACCCGGGUGGCCAGCGACAAACACCGCCCCCCACAUCAAAGGGCAGCGCGUGCGACCAAAACAGUGAAGGGGAGGGCAGGGACCAAAUCAAAACAGAGCCGGAGGGAGAAAUAACGCACCCCACCCCCCGCGGCGCCCCCCCCCCGGAACAACCCCAGGGCGCCGGCGGACCAAUCUCUGUCUAAACUGUUUGUGUCUCUCUCACAACUUGCCUUUCCACCUAUUUUGUAUGCAAAAUUGGCUACAGCACAUUGGCUUCCUUGCUCCACGGCAUUAAAAUGUCAUGUCAACGGUCGUGGUCCCUCUGUCUUGUUCUUGUAGCCACAGGUGGUGGUUAGUCCAGUCUGGUUUCUGGUCAAUGGUAACCCCAGGAUGUUGAUCACAGACCUGUAAAAUCAAUUUCCUCUUGCCUUUGCAAUCAACGGUGUCUUAAACCUAACAGAGGCCAGUGCUUGGGGCUCUUGAAUGGACUACCUACUCAGAAUGUGUCUACAUAAGUUUUUUGCAACUGUAGGUGAACGUAUGCUUGCUUCUCUUUUGCGUUGGCAUGUCAAUAAGCAAUGAUGUACUCCACUGUCAACCUGAGAGUUAAACGUUAACUAUGUAGGAGGACAGAGUGCAGUGUAUUGUCGUGUCCAGGCAGACUGUAUUUGCCUGUACCACAAGCCCAAUUGAGAAGAAUGCUGAGCAAACCAGUGUGCAUUAAUGAUUUCGAGCAACAUGCAAAGGAGAUUCUUCCGAAAGCAGUAUAUGAUUAUUACCGUUCAGGAGCAGAUGAACAACAGACAUUAAGGGACAACGUGGCUGCUUUCUCAAGAUGGAGUCUAUGUCCCAGGGUGCUCAGGGACGUGUCAAAAGUGGAUUUGUCGGUGACUGUCUUGGGUCAGAGAAUCAACAUGCCCAUUUGUGUAUCUGCCACUGCCAUGCAAAGGAUGGCACAUCCAGAAGGUGAAGUGGCGACUGUGAAAGCCUGUGGAAGGCUAGGCACAGGCAUGAUGCUCAGUACCUGGGCGACUUCCAGCAUUGAGGAAGUGGCUGAGGCAGUGCCCAGUGCGACACGUUGGCUGCAGUUGUACAUCUACAAGGAUCGGGAGCUGACUAAAUCCCUGGUGAGGAGAGCGGAGAAGGCUGGCUACUGCGGAGUCUUCCUAACCGUUGACACUCCCUACCUGGGGAAGCGUUUGGCGGAUAUGCGGAACAAGUUCAAACUGCCCCCUCACUUGAGGAUGGCAAACUUUGAGACACUCGAUCUGGCAUUUUCCAAAAAGGACUAUGGAGAUGACAGUGGGUUGGCUGUGUACACAGCUGAUGCUAUCGACUCCUCUAUAAAAUGGGAGGACAUUGACUGGCUGCGGGAGCUGACUAAACUGCCCAUCGUUCUCAAAGGAAUCUUGAGAGCUGAUGAUGCCAGAGAAGCUGCUAAGCAUGGAAUUGACGGGAUACUUGUAUCAAAUCAUGGAGCGAGGCAACUGGAUUGUGUGCCAGCCACAGUAAGUUAACUCCAUCA
Chiloscyllium plagiosum (whitespotted bambooshark) is the source of this 1562-nucleotide messenger RNA. Lineage: Eukaryota; Metazoa; Chordata; Chondrichthyes; Orectolobiformes; Hemiscylliidae. The record is from RefSeq and is a predicted model, not a curated record.